GACUCGCGGCGGCGGGGAAGCCGGGAGUAGACCCUGAGGGAAGAAAGGACGGGGCGGACGCACACGCAGGAGGAGGAGGAAGGAUUCCAGGCGCGGUUCUGCGGAGAACGAGCGGGUGCCGCCUGUUAUAAAGGGGGAGGAGGCGGCGGCGGAGGGGGAAGGAAGAGCGUGCGGAGCGGAGCCUCCUCCAGAGACAGCCAGACACAGGGAGGAGAGAGAGGCUGCCUGGCUGGCUCCCCCUUCCUCCUCCCUCCCUCCCUCUCUCCUUUUCAUGGACUCUCUUGUCGGGUUGCUGCUGCUGCUUUUCUUCCGUCCUUAUUCCGUCUCUCUAAUACCCAAAAUGAUUCAGCUCCAUGGCUGCCACUGACGGGGAUGUCCCUGCCCGGCUUAGCCUGCCGCUGCCGCCUUGCUGUGCGCCAGUCCUCCUGACUCAGCCGCAGACAUUAGUGCUAGGAAGAUGGCGCACCCGGCGAUGUUUCCUAGAAGGGGCAGCAGCAGUAGCAGCGGCAGCAGCUGCGUUACUGCUCCCACUGCACCAGGUACCGGCGUUGGGAGCGCUGCCCUCUCUGCCGAGGAUUAUCAGCCGCCUUUGCUGGUCCAGCCGCCGCCUCCAUCUCCUGCAGCAGCUUCAACAGCGGGUCCACAGCCGACACCACCUCAUCCACAAAGCCUGAACCUCCUCUCGCAGUCUCAGCUCCAGCCACAGCCCCUUGCACAGACUGGAGCUCAAAUGAAAAAGAAAAGUGGCUUUCAAAUUACCAGUGUGACCCCUGCUCAAAUAUCAGCUAGUAUGAGCUCUAAUAACAGCAUAGCUGAGGAUACAGAAAGCUAUGAUGACCUGGAUGAGUCUCACACUGAAGACCUGUCAUCUUCAGAAAUCUUGGAUGUUUCUUUAUCCAGAGCCACUGACAUGGGAGAGCCUGAGAGGAGUUCUUCUGAAGAGACUCUAAAUAACUUCCAAGAGGCAGAGACUCCUGGGGCUGUUUCUCCAAACCAGCCUCAUCUUCCUCAGCAGCAUGCUCCUCUGCCUCAUCACCCACAGCAGAGUGUUGUGAUCAAUGGAAGUGUUCAUCCCCAUCAUGUUCAUCAUCACCACCAUCUUCACCACCACCAUCAUGGACACCAUCAUCCAUCGCAUCCUGGGGUGGGUAGUGCCCCAAUUUCUGGAGGACCACCACCCAGUCCAUCGUUUAGAAAACUAUCAACAACUGGAAGCUCUGACAAUGUUAUAUCAACUGCACCAGUUUCUGCUGCAUCAUCCACUGGUUCCCCGUCAUCUGCUGUGUCUAAUAUCCGCACUACGAGUACUCCUGGAAAUUUAGGUAUAAGUCCUGCUGCUGGAACUAGUACCUUAAAUAAUAUUGGUGGUGGUAGUUCUAGUGUGGCAAGCAAUGUGCUUGGUACUAUUAAUUUAAGCAACAUCAUGAGUACUGGUAAUGUAAAUGCUUUGUCUGGAGCUAGCAGCAAUGCUAAUGUGAAUAUCUUGAGUGGUGUUGGCAAUGGUACGAGUGCUUCCUCUAGUGUCAUUAACAAUGUUACUAAUCCAACUGCAGGAACGGCAGUGGGAUCAAGCCAGCAGCAACCUGCAUCUGGCACGUCAAGGUUUAGGGUUGUAAAAUUAGAUUCUAGUUCUGAACCUUUCAAAAAAGGUAGAUGGACAUGCACUGAAUUCUAUGAUAAAGAAAACACUGUUGCAGUUUCAGAGGGAGUAGCAGUAAACAAAGCAGUAGAGACCAUAAAACAAAACCCGCUUGAAGUGACUUCUGAAAGGGAGAGCACCAGUGGGAGUUCUGUUAGCAGCAAUGUAAGCACACUGAGUCACUAUACAGAAAGUGUGGGAAGUGGAGAAAUGGGAGCACCUACCGUGGUACAGCAGCAAGCAUUUCAAGGUGUGGGUCCGCAGCAGAUGGAUUUUAGCAGUGCUGCUCCUCCAGCAAUUCCAGCAUCUAGUAUACCACAGAGUGUUUCUCAAUCGCAGCUUGCACAAGUCCAGCUGCAUUCUCAAGAAGUAAACUAUCCGCAGCAGAAGCCAGGGGUCCAACCUCCUGCACAGGCCAGUCUAACCACUGUUACUGGGGUUCAGCCAGCUCCUGUUAUACUAGGUGUAUCCCCAUCUCUGGGCCACCAGCAGCCUGCCCUUCAGAGCAUGGCUCAACAGCAGCUGCCAUAUUCUCAGCCAGCACAGCCUGUGCAGGCUUUGCCAGUGGUGCAGCAGCAGCAGUUGCAGUACGGACAGCAGCAGCAGCCAGUUCCUUCGCAGAUGGCCGUGGGUCACGUUAAGGCGGUGAACCAAAACUCUGUCACAGGGGCUAUGCCAGACUACAUUCAACAUCAGCAGAUCCUUCAGACUCCAGCCCCUGCCAUGCAGCCAAGUUCUACAGGAGGAGGAGCUGGGCAACCGGUUCCUGUUGCCCAGGCACAGGGCAUGCAGCCUUCAGUGCAAGCACAUCCAGCUGCUGCCCCAGCUCAGCCUGUUGCACAUGCUCCAGCAGCAAUACCAGGUGUAGCUGCCAGUGGUCAAAUACUAAAUGUUGGGCAGCAAGGAAGUGUAGCUGCUGUGGUGCAACCACCAUCUGCUACAAACCAAAUUCCACCUCCAGUUAUGCCAUCAACAGCCGCUCCUCCAUCUUCCCAAGUAGUGCAGCCUGUGCAGACAGGAAUAAUGCAGCAGGGAUUACAGGCUAGUGCUGCAGGCCUUCCUCAACAAAUGGUCAUUGCUCAGCAAAGCACCUUGUUACCUGUACAGCCACAGGCACAAGGCGUGGAAUCUGUAGUCCAAGGGAUGACUGGCCAGCAGUUGCCUGCGGUAAGCCCUAUACCUUCUGCUGGUACUGUUCCUGCACCAAGUCAAGCUGGUUCAGCUGUGCCUCCUGGCAUGCCUUCUGCUUCUGUAGGUUUGGGACAGCCGCAGACUAUAGCACCGGCUUCGGCUGUGCAGAAUGGCAAUUUGGCUCAAAGUGUUAGUCAGCCUCCCUUGAUAUCAACAAGUAUAGGUAUGCCAGUGGCACAGAGUGUGCCACAGCAGAUGCCUCUAAGCUCUACCCAGUUCCCUGCACAAUCACUAGCUCAGUCCAUUGUAAGCCAAAUCGAAGACGGCAGACGCCCUACAGAACCUUCCUUGGUGGGUUUACCUCAAGCUGCCGGCGUUGAGAGCGGUGGUGGAGCAUCGGCCGCUUCCGAUGGCGGUAGCAGCAGCAUGCCGUCCUCGGCGUCCCUCUUCCCGCUGAAGGUGCUGCCGUUGACAACACCUCUUGUAGAUGGUGAGGAUGAGAGCUCCUCUGGUGCAAGCGUAGUAGCUAUCGACAACAAAAUCGAGCAAGCGAUGGAUCUGGUAAAGAGUCACUUGAUGUAUGCGGUGAGGGAGGAAGUGGAGGUCCUCAAAGAGCAAAUCAAAGAGCUGAUAGAGAAGAACUCGCAGCUGGAGCAAGAAAACACUCUGCUAAAAACACUUGCCAGCCCAGAGCAGCUUGCCCAGUUCCAAGCACAGCUGCAGACUGGUUCUCCGCCCUCCUCUUCCCAGUCACAAGGGACAACACAGCAGCCUGCUCAGCCGGCAUCACAGGGCUCAGGGCCUUCAGCAUAGCUCAAGAUGUCAUCGCCAUCAUGAUUGCUGGCUUCUGGACUGCCCGGAGCAAGGAGGACUAGCGGGAAUCCACCACAGCCCCCCUUCUUCAUCCAUGUCGAUGCACAUUGCAACCCGGACUGAGGACUCCAUGCCUUGCACACAUCAGGAGAGGCUUCUCCCCCUUGUAUUACACACUCAUCUGUCUCUCUCUUACCUCCCUUACCCCUUUGGCUUGAAGGAGUCUGUGUUCUUAGGUUGGUUGAAUAAAAUAAACUUAUUCCAGAGAAUUAGCACAAGUACACUGGGGACUCGAGCAGCUUCUGCAAAUGGCUGAGAAACGAAGCUGCAUGCCUGAAUUGUUUUGUUUUUUUUUUUUCUUUUUUUUUUGUUUGUUUUUAAAUCUUCCACUCAUCCAGUGCUACAGCUGAUGCAAGUGCUUUUCAAGCUUGGAAACGUGAAGAAAUAGACUGGAGUAAAAAGUGAUGGCUCAACCCCCUGUAGUGCAUUGGGGUUCCAAAGUGUGGACUGGUGCAUAGGAGGAUCUAAGAGGAAGAGGGAGAAAGGUAAUCUCAGUGUUUAACACUUGUCACCUGAAACCUUAAGUGCAAAUACUUGCACCGUUUUCUGAAGCAGUGGACAGGUGCAUAAAGCUGUAUUAUAUAUAGAAAACAGGUAGGUGACAAUACAGUUGUUGGGUCAUAGGAUAAUUACAAUGAAGGUUAUUUGCCUACUGUAUAUUUGUGUAUUUAGUGUAAUUACUUUGUAAAAUAGAAAACUGUAACUAUUUAGGUUGUACAGAUUGAAGUUUAGUUGUUUCAUUGGCGAUCUGAAGAAGUUUGAAAAGUUUUUUUUUUUAUGCUACAUAAAUAAGAAUGCACCUACGCAACUGUUCAGAAUUUGGCAAAUUAAUGCUGUUUGUGUAACUUCUGAAGUUCCCUGGCUGCUGAUUAUCUUGAAGUUAAUCAUUGUUCAUUGUAGUUUGGUUCAAGAUGGGAAAAACCACUCCAAAAAUUAUCAAGCCCUGCUAGCAAAGAUUUAAAGAGAAAAAAAUUGGAUUUCCCACUAUGGAUUUUUUUGCAUAUGAUCUGUAUAGUAGUAUGCAUAUGUUUUUGUGCAUGUUCUCUACAGUUGUAACACGUCAAUGUAUUUAACUGUUGCACUUGUCAACUUUCAAUAAAGCAUACAAUGUU
This is a messenger RNA of Cinclus cinclus, 4755 nucleotides long. RefSeq names its product TSC22 domain family member 1 (gene TSC22D1). The transcript is spliced from 4 exons. Bases 458 to 3583 code for a protein of 1041 amino acids. Gene Ontology annotation, biological process: regulation of transcription by RNA polymerase II. The record is from RefSeq and is a predicted model, not a curated record. NCBI's taxonomy places the organism in Eukaryota, Metazoa, Chordata, Aves, Passeriformes, Cinclidae.